AUGUCAGUUAACUUGGAACUCGUGAAAUAUUUGAUCGAGAAUCAUGUUACGAUCCUAGCUCAUCCCUUGAAUGGUCAACUAAAGGAUUUGUAUGCAAUGUUUUCAAUGUAUUUGCAGGAGUGGACUGAUGGCGGCAAAAGGUUAACUUAUGAAGAAUUCUAUGAGGACUUGAUGGAGAUUGAGCAUAUUUCACAGCGUGCUCUAGGGUUUGCAGUGGACAAUACUUUCUUGGAGCGUGAGAGAUUGGAAUAUAUUCACGUGAAUACCUUGAAGUACUUGUUCAACAAGUUCCAUACUGGGUAUUAUGAGAUAUUUGAGGAUACGGUGACAGUGAGAGAGCCUGGUAAAGCGAAGUGCGGAUCUGGGGACUCUAUGUUGGAGCGUUUAACUACCGUACUAGAAACAAAUGUCACUACCCCUAGCAUGCAAACCCUGACAAAGAUUGAAAGUAUGUUGUCUGUAAGGACGGCAUCAUUUAAAUUGGCGAAGGAAAGAGUGAAAUACACAGUUCCAUAUGAGCCGUACAUUCCAACCUGCAGGAACUCAAAGCACUCAUCUAUACUUGCGAAUGUUGCGUAUAUUUCGAACAACAAAAUUAUAUCACUGCAAAAGGACAAAUUGCUAAAGGCGAGUAAGGAGUGCAACAAGUUGAUUCAAUGCAUUCAAACUCACAUUCACUUUAUUCCGAACUUGAAACCGCAAACGGAUCUCACGUUAGGCGACUGCUCUUAUCUGGACACGUGCCACAAACUGCACAGUUGCCGCUAUGUCCAUUACCUUCAGUAUAUCCCGGAAAGGUUAAUGCAAUCCGUUAACCAAAUGACUGAGCAAAUGAACGAGACUCAAGAAAAAAAUAGGCGUAUUUGUUUCUAUACGCAUGGUGACUGUUGUUCCUCAGUUAUAAAAUCGAUUUUGCCAUCGCAGUGGAUCAAGUGUGAUGUCAGGAAAUUUGAUUUUACUAUUCUGGGCAAGUUUUCAGCUGUGAUUGCUGAUCCGGCGUGGAAUAUCCACAUGAACCUGCCAUACGGUACUUGUAACGAUAAUGAACUGUUGCUACUUCCCCUUGAUAUAUUACAGGAUGAAGGGCUCUUAUUUCUGUGGGUUACUGGAAGAGCAAUCGAACUUGGAAAAGAGUCUCUUACAAAUUGGGGAUAUAAGGUCAUCAACGAAAUCACCUGGAUCAAAACUAACCAGCUUGGUAGGACCAUUGUUACAGGAAGAACAGGUCACUGGUUAAACCACUCUAAGGAACAUCUCUUGGUAGGAUUGAAGGGUGAUCCCAAAUGGUUGAAUAAACAAAUUGACAUAGACUUGAUUAUUAGUUCAACAAGGGAAACAAGCAGAAAGCCUGACGAGUUAUAUGGAAUGGUUGAAAGAAUCGUAGGUACACAUGCCAGGAAGCUGGAAAUUUUUGGAAGAGACCACAAUGUCAGGCCAGGAUGGUUUACUAUUGGGAAUCAAUUAACAGGGACAUGUAUCCAUGAACUGGAUGUGAAACGGAAAUAUGAGAAGUUUGUCUCUAGCCCAACCAACCAAUCGCACAAGCACUCGAAUAAUUAUUCUGAACCUUCCGGGAAGGAAAAACAAUACUCUAAAGCACACUAUAUGGACCACCACCAGCAUCAACGGAAACCACAAACCAUGCAAAAUUCGCAGUCAUUAUCCAUGUCUACUAACGCAUACGUCCAAAAUGGCUUUAAACAGUUAAGUAUGGUUUCCUAG
Molecule: messenger RNA, 1722 nt
Organism: Eremothecium sinecaudum
Lineage: Eukaryota; Fungi; Ascomycota; Saccharomycetes; Saccharomycetales; Saccharomycetaceae
Gene: IME4
Product: mRNA (N6-adenosine)-methyltransferase
Exons: 1
Coding region: 1-1722 (573 amino acids)
Cellular component (GO): nucleus; RNA N6-methyladenosine methyltransferase complex
Molecular function (GO): mRNA m(6)A methyltransferase activity
Source: RefSeq, a predicted model, not a curated record